AGCUGUUAGUCAUUUGACAGCUGCUCGCUCCGCAUGUGUUGAAAAUGACUCGUAAGACUUCGAGGGGGAAGCUUUUUGUUUUUUAAAUGUCGCUUUUUCAUUUUUCUUUCAAAAACAACUUUGAAAAGUGGAUGCUACUUUGUCUAGCAUUUGUCUUAUGCCGUCUAAACGGGGGAGUUUUUCUGUCUUGACGCCACCUGUUGUGACUCAGUCGAAACACAAACAAGAUGUCGCCAUGAGCCUUGCUGAGCCAUCUGACGGCUCCCAGGGUAUCCCUUCCUUGGGUGAUGCAUGGGAGCAGCCCUGAGCUCAUCUUCUGGAAAUAGCACCAAGAAGGGGGGGCGGGUGCUCAUAGUGGAGGUAUAUCAAGGCGAGAAGUGACCACACCAGCCAGACAAAGAAGCUCAAGAAGAGAAGGAACAAGACGUCCACCCGAGCUAGUUUCCGCUCCAGAACGGCAACCUCAUGUCCCGACACGCAGCCCUGAGUAGCCUCUUUGGCGAUGACCCUUUCUUCAGCCAGGGAGGGCUCCUGUGGCCCCUUUCCUCGCUACGACAGGACCUCCUCACCCGCAAAGUUGGGCUAGCCGACAGUUUCUUCAAGGAUGGAUCUGGAUUCUUUAAUUCACCCCGCUUGGCCUCCACUUUUCUCAGAAUGGGCGACCAAGACGAAGCCGAAGAAGAGGAGACGCGGGCUCAGGUCCGGCAGGAUCAGGUCCAGCGGGCUUCGCCGCACGACGACCUCCUGGUGACCCUGGACGCCCGCGGCUACGCCCCCGGCGACAUCAGCGUCAAACUGGAGGGACGCAGCCUGCUGGUGAUGGCCACCAAGCAGGCGGGCGCUCAGGAAAGCAACUCCUGCUCAUCUCCGUCUUCCAAAGCCUCCUUCGCCUCCUCAGCCGCCUCACAGGUGGGCUUCAAGCAGAGGAUCCACCUCUCGCCUCAUCUGGACCUCUCCGGACUGUCCUGCUCUCUAAUGGAGGACGGACAGCUGCGGAUCCACGCCCCGGUGGCUAAGCAGGCCAUCACAGAAGGGCCCAAAGAGCCGAUGGCGGAGGAGCCCAAAGAGCCGAUGGCGGAGGAACCCAAAGAGCCGAUGCCGGAGGAGCCCAAAGAGCCGAUGGCGGAAGAGAAAGAGGGGGCGCCCCCUGUCUUCAGGGCUUCCCUGGAAUUCCCCAUCACUCAGGAGCAAACUGAGGCCCAACAAACACACUAGCAUCGUUUGGAGACCUCCAACUACUUUCAAAAAAAAUAUUUGAGUUGCACUACAAUUUUUUUUGCAUGUGAUGUAUGACUUUGGACUUAAUUCAAGACUUAAUUUCGACACAUUCUUUGUCAUUGACUAAAUACUUUUUUCUAAUGUCUGCUAUGGUCUGAUGUAUAGUCCAGUGAUGUCCAGUAGAGGGUAGCAGAGCGUAAACAUACUUAAUUUUUCAACUUUUUUCUUUUUCUUUUAAUUGGCUGGCGACUAGUAGAGGGCGUACCGGGGCCUCGCCCAAAGUCAGAUAAGAGAACAUCAGAAUAUGGAUGACAGAAGUUUUUAUUUGCCAUCCAAUCGAAAUGUUUUUGAGCCAAAGAUGACAUUUGUUUUCUAUGUUCAGCUAUUACAUUGAAAUAAAUCUUUUCACUUGACAUAA
Messenger RNA from Syngnathus acus (greater pipefish), 1636 nucleotides. RefSeq names its product heat shock protein, alpha-crystallin-related, 9 (gene hspb9). Bases 466 to 1215 code for a protein of 249 amino acids. The record is from RefSeq and is a predicted model, not a curated record. NCBI's taxonomy places the organism in Eukaryota, Metazoa, Chordata, Actinopteri, Syngnathiformes, Syngnathidae. The transcript is spliced from 2 exons.